GAAGAGCCCAGCAGAACCAAGCAAAUCGUCCUGUCAAAAUGGCGCUAUGUUUAUGUCACAGCCUAAUCUUUUAUUACGCUUAGCUAGACUUCUAAAGAGUUACGAUGAUCGUAUCGCACGGAAAAUAAUUCAAGACAAGCAUUUAACGGCACUAACGGACCAGGACAAACCGAUCCGUGGCUAAGUUCCCCAGCAGCAGGCAGGAUGCAGGCUGAAGUCUCAGACUCUUCCCUCAGAGAGGGCAUUGAGGCUCUUGGAGUGACGGACUCAGACAAACCUGCUGCAAGGAAAGAAGAAGAGAGCGUCACGGAGCAACAGGACACAGAGAUGACAGCUGUCACAGAGGAGGACCCAGCUGCCAAGGAACAAACAGAUGACAACACAGAGACGGUGGGAGGAGAGACACAGAAGGAUGAUCCUCAGGAAGUCACAGAGGGGGACGCUGAAGGAGGGAAGCAGGCUGCUGAAGUGGAGGAUGAGUGGGAGCUUCUGUACAGCGACGAGGAAAUGGAGGAUCCCAAGAACUGGAUGCCUCCCCCUUCUGAGAUCAAAAGACUCUAUGAGAUCCUCGCCAAAGGGGAGAUGUUGGAGUUGAACUUUGUGCCCCUCCCCAGAAGACCCCCCACGCCUGAACACACCCCUUCGCCUGAGAGAGAUGAAGAGGAGGAGGCCGCAAAAGAAAGGGAGAGACUAGAGAAGGAAUGCAAACCGCUGUCGCCGACUGAGUUCGACUUCAGUGAGGAGCAAACUCAAACCACUCCGAAAAACACCUUCAUCAACAGGCGCAGAACACCAGGGUCUUCAGCUCGCUCCUCUGUAAAACGGGAAGCUCGUCUGGACAAAGUGCUGUCGGACAUGAAGCGGCACCGCAAAAUCGAGCAGCACAUCCUGCGCACGGGCCGAGAUCUCUUCAAGAGCGAUAAGAAGCUGGAGGAAGCCCUUUCCCCAAACAGCCAGAAGGAGCGGGAGAAGGAGCGGGAGCGAGACAGCAACCCCAACACCAUCUUCUCCCCGAGACAGAGGAGAUACUGAAGUAUUCAGAGACCAGGACUUGGCCAAAUGCAACAGAAACCUUAACAAGGCUCUCAAAAGACUUUACAUUUUUUAACACAAGAAGUUUUCUAU
Molecule: messenger RNA, 1125 nt
Organism: Nematolebias whitei (Rio pearlfish)
Lineage: Eukaryota; Metazoa; Chordata; Actinopteri; Cyprinodontiformes; Rivulidae
Gene: pagr1
Product: PAXIP1 associated glutamate-rich protein 1
Exons: 5
Coding region: 205-1032 (275 amino acids)
Source: RefSeq, a predicted model, not a curated record